GAAGCCUGCUUUGUCACCAGCCAAUCUGGCCUGGCGCUCUUCAGUGGAAGAUGACUUGGCGGCCCAGUCGCGCUGGAUGAAGAAGUCUGCUGAACUGCACAUUCCCAGGAGCCGUCGUGCUGCUGAUCCUAGCCGGGCCAAGUUCUUGCUGCUGAACGUGAAAAGUGGAGCCACAUGCGGGCGGCCGGAGCUGGCGCUGCUGAAAUCUCAGCUCAAGCGCCGAGGCCAGAAAGCUGCCGCGCUUCUCCUGACUUUCGG
Molecule: messenger RNA, 258 nt
Organism: Symbiodinium pilosum
Lineage: Eukaryota; Dinophyceae; Suessiales; Symbiodiniaceae
Source: the annotation of a GenBank genome assembly